Entelurus aequoreus (snake pipefish) is the source of this 2232-nucleotide messenger RNA. RefSeq names its product coronin, actin binding protein, 1B (gene coro1b). NCBI's taxonomy places the organism in Eukaryota, Metazoa, Chordata, Actinopteri, Syngnathiformes, Syngnathidae. Gene Ontology annotation, molecular function: actin filament binding. Gene Ontology annotation, biological process: actin filament organization; cell migration. The record is from RefSeq and is a predicted model, not a curated record.
AGAGUCACGUGACCGCCGCUAAAGCUAACUCUACGCAUCUCUCGGCUUUCCGUUAAUGGGAAGGCGAGCUAGCUUAAUGCAUGCGAAUAUGUCGCAGCGUAAUAACUGACAUUAAGGUCCAAAACCAAGCCAAAUAUAAAGGUUUUAUAAGCGUUUUAUACUGCUUUCAAUCGACGUGGAUUGGGGAUUUGGAUUACUCCUGGAUUAUUUUAUUAUUGGCCUCGUCUUCUCACAGCGUGGCUAAUUAAAUUACUGGAUAACAUCAACAAGUAAAAAAAAUGUCGUUCCGGCGAGGCGUGGUCCGGCAGAGCAAGUUCCGCCACGUGUUCGCUCAGGCGUGGAAAGCCGAACAUUGCAUCGACGACGUACGUGUGUCUCGCGUCACGUGGGACAGCCCGCUGUGCGCUGUCAACCCCAAAUUCGUCGCCGUCAUUGUGGAAGCGGGUGGAGGCGGAGCCUUCCUUGUCGUCCCUAUCGGCAAGAGCGGCAGGAUCGAUCAGUCCUGUCCAAUGGUGUGUGGACAUGCUGCGCCUGUGUUAGACAUCCAGUGGUCUCCUCAUGAUGAUAAUAUCAUAGCAAGUGCCUCAGAGGACUGCACCGUGAAGGUGUGGCAGAUCCCUGACGGAGGCCUGAUGGCACCCAUGACCGAGGCUAUCGUCACCCUUGAGGGGCACAGUAAAAGGGUGGGCAUUCUGGCGUGGCACCCCACAGCCUUCAACAUCCUCUUAACCGCAGGCUGUGACAAUGUGAUGCUGGUGUGGAACGUGGGCACAGGUGAGCUGGUGUACCAGCUGACCGACGCCCACCCGGACCUGAUCUACAGCGUGAGCUGGAACAAGAACGGGAGCGCCGUGUGCACUGUGUGCAAAGACAAGGCCUUACGUGUCAUCGACCCCCGCAGGGGCACUGUCCUCAAAGUGAAAGAGAAGGUCCAUGAUGGCACCAGACCUAUGAGAGCUGUGUUCCUCUCUGAUGGAAAGAUUUUGACCACGGGAUUCAGCCGUAUGAGUGAGAGACAGCUUGCACUAUGGGAUAUGAAAGAUCUCUCAGAGCCAAUGGCCGUACAAGAAAUGGAUACGAGCAAUGGUGUACUUCUACCUUUUUAUGAUCCAGACACCAACAUGGUUUACCUGUUGGGAAAGGGCGACUGCACCAUCCGCUACUUUGAGGUGACGGAAGAGUCACCCUAUGUUCACUUCCUCAGUCUGUACAGCAGCAAGGAGCCCCAGAGGGGGGCAGGCUACCUCAGUAAGAGAGGUGUGGAUGUCAACAAGUGUGAAAUUGCAAGGUUCUAUAAACUGCAUGAAAGGAAGGUUGAACCCAUUUCCAUGACCGUACCAAGAAAGUCUGAUCUGUUCCAAGGAGACCUUUACCCGGACACGGCCGGCUUAGAACCAGCACCUGCAGAUGAGUGGAUAUCUGGUCAGGACGCACCCCCAAUCUUGGUCACCCUGAGCGGAGGCUAUGCGGCGCGACGUCCAAGCACAAGAGAUACUAUCAGGACAAAGCCCAAACUCAUCUCGCAGGACUCUGGCACCGGAGCUGCACCCCCUCCAAGCUCUACGCCGCCCGCCAAAGAAGUCGAAGAGGAAGAGGCACGCGUCACCGCCAGAGAGACGACCGGGAACAUUGACAGGUCUAAGAGAGAGGAUGAUGUGUUGAGCGAACUGCUGUCGGAGAUGAAGGCGCUUCGUGCUGUUGUUCUUGCUCAAAGUCAGAGGAUCGAGCUCCUGGAGCGCCAGCUAGCUCGCAUUGAGGACGGCGACGUAUAAAACUGCUAUUAUUGUUGUUACUAUUAUAUUAUGAUUAUUAGCCGUUCACUGUACCAAAAUACUGUAGCACAGAGUGGUGCAUCGUCUGCAGAUAGAUGAUUUUUUUCACCAUUAGGGCUAUUUAAUCAGGUAGUUGGACGCUGCUAUGAUCUGUGGUGAAAUAUCAGACAGACCUCAACAUGUUUUUUUUACAUAGUGACUGACUUGAUAUGAAUUUUGUUGUGUUUUUUUGAGCCACUUCCAUAAGAUUAUAUUUUGUAGCCAAACAAGUAGCGACAUGGCGGUUUAUUAUGUGAUAUACUGUACCCAAUGAAAUGUGAUUUUUUUUGUUUUUGUUUGUUUUGCUAUGUAUUGGUUUUUUUUCAACAAAUAAAUUUGUCACUAACAUUCAUGCACUAAUCUUUCCAUGUGGCUGUAGAGACUGUUUAACAAAAAAAUAAAUACUCCUUUGUAUUCAUCC